Molecule: messenger RNA, 1170 nt
Organism: Patella vulgata (common limpet)
Lineage: Eukaryota; Metazoa; Mollusca; Gastropoda; Patellidae
Exons: 3
Coding region: 64-1170 (368 amino acids)
Source: RefSeq, a predicted model, not a curated record
UCUUAUGUCUAUGAUUCAUUAAAUGAUUGUACUUGUUGAUGAACUUUUCAGUCUGCCCCUGUAAUGGAAAAAGAAAUUGAAAAAUCAAAAUCUGUGGAUCUCAAACCAAAAAUAGAAAACACUGAAGAGAAGACAAAUAAAUCAAACGUGACUCAGGCUCAUGCGUCCCCUUCACCACCUCAACAGAAUGAAAUUUGUGCACAGUUUGCCUCGCAACUAGCCGCCACAUUACGACACAACUCGACCAAACAACAAAGCUCAACUCCACCAACAGGGACCAUCAUACCAGCUGAUGAACAGCAAGAAAUAUUUGAACCUUGCGUGGACGAUGUUGGAACUAUUAUUCCUGGAGGGACGUCUGUCGAUCCCCUGCUGACCUGCAAAGAAAAAGCGAAUGAAUACAAUAUGAACAUUGUUCGUCCAGCACAAAAAGUAACCCCUGUUCAUAAAACAGUGAUUGUGUCUGCUGGUAAACCUGAUCCAAAUCCGUUACCUUUAAAAACUCCUGUAUCUAUUAAGACACCCGUACCACCUUUGGAGACACCUGUAUGUAUGACACCACAUUUACCUAUGAAGACACCAGUGACAUCAAAGGUCAAUAAAACAAGGAGUGUUAGUGACAUGAUCACUUCAGACGUCAGUCAAUUUAAGCCAGUAUCGUUUACGGCUAAUAAAGUUAACCAAAACACGCAAACCACAUCUAUUUCUGUCGGAUUGUCUCCAUCUAAGGAUACCGGUUCACAACCGACAUCCAUACCAGAAGUAAAAAGUCAGAAACCUGUUACAGUUACAGCGUCUGCUCCAGUUCAGCCAUCUCCUGUCAUCACGGCGUUGCCGGUUUCCACAGAAAACAAAGAUGUAAAAUCUACGCAUAAAAAUGAGAAGACAUCAGCACCUGUGAAGACGCCUGUCGCAUUGCUAGUUUCCACAGAAAACAAAAAUUUAAAUUCUGUGCCUAAAAAUGUGAAGUCAUCCACAUCGUUGAAGAUGUCGGCUUCUGUGAAGGCACCUUUACCCGUGAAAAGUGUGCCAUCACCAGCGUCAGCUGUCCCUACUGUAGCGGAAAAAGAAGUUGAAAAAUCGAAAUCUGUGGAUCUCAAACCAAAAACAGAAAAAACUGAAGGGAAAGUAAAGAAAAUUAAAAAUGGCUGUGAGUCAACCAAUGUAUAG